UUGGGAGUCGAUAAUGUGCAUCACUGCAUUUCUAUACCCUCUUACGUGAAUGUCAUUUUGGUCAAUUCAAAGCAACGUUAUCCUCUCUCACCCGCUCUUGUCCCCUCAGCUUACAACGCCUGGAAAUCCAUUUUCCAGGGAAAUAAACACCGACCUAGCUUUACGCAAUGGCAAUUUCCAUGUCCUCCCUUACAUCUUCACUCUCGUCUCUUUCAUUUUCUUCCCAUAUUUCUCAAAGACCCUCUUCACUCUCCUUUGUCCGCUCCAAUUCUCUUUCCAUUUCCCAUCUGACCAAAACCUCUUCACUGGCCGUCGUUGCCUCCGCUGCUGCGGUUGCUUCGCCGCUUGAAUUGGAGACAGCAGACUUGAAGAAAUACGUCAAAUCAAGGCUUCCCGGUGGCUUCGCCGCGCAAACAAUCAUCGGUACUGGUCGCCGAAAAUGCGCCAUUGCUCGAGUCGUUCUUCAGGAAGGCACUGGCAAAGUUAUUAUCAAUUACCGUGACGCCAAGGAGUAUCUUCAAGGCAAUCCAUUAUGGCUUCAGUACGUCAAAGUUCCGUUGGUAACUUUGGGGUAUGAAAGUAGUUAUGAUGUGUUUGUUAAAGCUCAUGGUGGUGGCCUCUCUGGUCAGGCUCAGGCCAUCUCCCUUGGCAUUGCCCGGGCAUUGCUCAAGGUGAGUGAAGACCACAGGGGGCCACUUAGAAAGGAAGGACUCCUAACAAGGGACUCAAGAGUGGUUGAAAGGAAGAAAGUGGGUCUCAAGAAAGCUCGCAAAGCCCCACAGUUUUCGAAACGUUGAGUCUAGAAUUAAAGAUAGUAAAAUUUGUAGGUAUGACUGUUCAGUUUUUGGGGCAAUUUAUGACUUCCAAAUCUUUGUGGCGUACAUUUAUUUAAUUUGUUUUCAAAGAUCUCAGCUAUUGUUUACAGUUCUUGCCCCUCUGUGCAUUGUAUUGAAAAAGUUCUCCCUGUUUA
Messenger RNA from Vitis vinifera (wine grape), 970 nucleotides. Its product is annotated as small ribosomal subunit protein uS9c. Lineage: Eukaryota; Viridiplantae; Streptophyta; Magnoliopsida; Vitales; Vitaceae. The record is from RefSeq and is a predicted model, not a curated record. Gene Ontology annotation, cellular component: ribosome; mitochondrial small ribosomal subunit; plastid small ribosomal subunit. Gene Ontology annotation, biological process: translation. Bases 168 to 797 code for a protein of 209 amino acids. The transcript has 2 exons. Gene Ontology annotation, molecular function: structural constituent of ribosome; RNA binding.